AUGACUCCAAAAUGGAGUGAGUGCCCUUCAAAUAGUCACAGAGAACUAUCUUUGCAUGAAAAUGAAAAUAAGGAUGGCAAUGUUUAUAAAAGGAGAAAGAUGGAUAAAGAUUCAAAUUCCCUUGUAGCAGAUGAAGAAGUUAAAGAACUGACAAUUCAAAGUUGCACUACCUCUGAAGAUCACUCUUCACUACUGCUCCCUGUUAUGAAUCCCUCAUAUCCAGUAUUUUCAAAUUUGAUGGCAGGUAAGAUAGACCCUGUCGUAGAGCUUGAAGAGCCUGCUGGAGUUUCAUUGGAGCCAAAUUCUGGUGUGAACGAAAGAUGUUCAGUGUCAAGUAUGCCACCAUCUUCAGUGAUACUAGACAAAAGGGAUGCUUCUGUAUGGUCCUCAUCAAAUAUACGCCCUACAGAACCGAUAAGGGAGCUCACAUCAGCAAGGGAUCUAUGCAUUGCUAUACUGAGAAAAGAUGGACUCAUAACUGAGUCACAAACUAGAAUCAUUUUAGAGGAAUCCACUGAUUGUAAUGCCAACCACUUGGUGACAUGCAAUACUUGUGGAAGCUUGGAUGUUCCACUAAAGAUGCUUAUAUGUGAUUCUUGUGAAGCAGCAUUCCAUUUGCCUUGUUGCAUCCCUUGUAUUAAGGUGGUACCAGCUGGUGAAUGGUAUUGUCAGCCAUGCUUGAAGAAGAAACCUAAGAGUCUUUAUGGUCAACUGUUAGAGGGCAAGGUCAAGUCUUCCGGGAAUAUGGACCAAAGGCCUCAUGGCAUGAGUCAUAUAGAGUACAUGUUCAACGAUGCUGAAUCAUACGUUACUGGGGUUCGACUUGGUGGAGAUUUCCAAGCUGAAGUGCCAGAAUGGUCUGGUCCCAUUUCCAGUAGCGAUGGUUAUUUCACAGCGCCCUCUGAAUUUGAUCCUGCUGAACUCAUGAAACUGAAUUUCUGUUCAAAGAAUAAUCACAACAAAUCUUCAAGUUCAACUGGUAAUUGGGUACAAUGCCGUGAGGUCUUGAGCACAGGAGAUCCUAACAAGCCAGUAAUCUGUGGCAAGUGGAGAAGGGCACCCCUAUAUGUUGGUCAGUCAGAUGAUUGGGAUUGUUUUUGUUGUCUUCUCUGGGAUCCAGCUCAUGCUGAUUGUGCUGUUCCACAGGAGUUGGAUACAGAUGAAGUCUUAAAGCAGCUGAAGUAUGUAAAUGCGGUGAAGAAUCGGCUGGCUGACCGUAAGCAUAAGCCUGCUUAA
Molecule: messenger RNA, 1236 nt
Organism: Triticum turgidum subsp. durum (durum wheat)
Lineage: Eukaryota; Viridiplantae; Streptophyta; Magnoliopsida; Poales; Poaceae
Source: the annotation of a GenBank genome assembly